GGAUCGGGUAGAGACACGGCUAUCAGCUGUUAGCAUUAGCUUCCGUGUGCUAGCAGAGAGGCUGCUAAUGUGUGAGUGUUUGCAGUGAGAAUGUGUUGAGUCCAGCUGGAAGGAGAGUUUGUCAGCGAGCAGUUAACUCCUGCUGGAGAAACAUUCCCAGAGUUUAAAGGAAGAUUAGAUCAGAUCGAGGAGGAGAAGAUGGAUGAUCAGCACAGACUGCUGGAUUUCACCAGGAUCCCCCAGAUCAUCUUACACCGGACAGACCUCCUGCAGGUUGGAAAAGAGGAGGAUUUCUCUGAGCAGCAGCUCUGGAAACAGGAGAGGAAUUCCAGUUUGGACCAAGAGGAACCAGAACCUCUGCAGAUGAAAGAAGAGCAGCUAAAGCCAGAAGAUCCCUGGACUAAAGAGGAAACCAUGGAGCUCCCCAUCACUGAGCAGGAGGAGCAGCAGGAGGCUGGUGACCUCCUGCAGGUUGGAAAAGAGGAGGAUUUCUCUGAGCAGCAGCUCUGGAAACAGGAGAGGAAUUCCAGUUUGGACCAAGAGGAACCAGAACCUCUGCAGAUGAAAGAAGAGCAGCUAAAGCCAGAAGAUCCCUGGACUAAAGAGGAAACCAUGGAGCUCCCCAUCAGUGAGCAGGAGGAGCAGCUGCUUCUCAAGGAGGCAGGAGACACGAUAGAGAAAAUCUUCCCAUGUUUGACAUGUGGAGAAAGGUUUAAAAGAAAAGAACAUUUAUUGGUUCACAUGAGAACUCACACAGGUGAGAAGAUUUAUGAAUGCAUGUGCUGUGGAAAAACCUUCUGUAAUAAAUCUCACCUUGAUAGGCACCUCAGAAUUCACACAGGAGAGAAGCCGUUCUCCUGCACCAUUUGUGAAAAAAGUUUUACUCAGAAAGUUAGUUUGUCUUAUCACAUGAGAACGCAUUCAGAUGAAAGACCUUUUUCCUGUGACACCUGUGGGAAAGCCUUCAAAGCAAGAAUUCGUCUGAAUGAACACAUGAGAACUCACACAGGUGAGAAGCCGUUCCCCUGUACAAUCUGUGGCAAAUGUUUCAGUCAAAAACAUAGUCUGUCAGCACACAUGGCGACUCACUCAGUUGAAAGGCCUUUUCCCUGUGCUUCCUGUGGGAAAAUGUUUAAAAGUAAAGCUGCAUUGAGAUUACACAUGAGAAAUCACUCAGGUAAAAGGAUGAAUAAAUGUCUGUUCUGUGGAAAGAGUUUCACUCAGAAAUCUAAUCUUGAUAGACACAUCAGAAUUCACACAGGAGAGAAACCGUCCUUCUGUGUGGUUUGUGGCAAAAGUGUUACAAAACAAUGUAAACUGAAUUCUCACAUGACAAUUCACUCAGAUGAAAUGACUUUUUCCUGUGAGACGUGUGGAAAAACCUUCAAAAACAGAAAUACUUUGACGUCUCACAUCAGAACUCACACAGGCGAGAAACCUUACUCCUGUACCAUGUGUGACAAAAGUUUUGCUCAAAAAGUUAGUUUGACUAAACAUGUUGCCACACACUCAGGUGACAAACAGUUUUCAUGCACAAUAUGUGGAGUUGAUUAUUUAAAAAAAAUCGAUUUUGUGCUUCACAUGAAAAGUCACAUUAGUGAGACGCCACAGGGCUCAGAUGUCAGUCAGGCAGUCUACUUUUUUGUUUAGAAAAAAAUGAAAAAACACACUAGAAAUAUUAUGUUAACUCUCUUUCUUAAAAUUAUUCUGCACCACAAUUGUCGCAUUAAAGAUGUUGGGGCAUGUUCAAACCUUCUGCUGCUUGAAGAGACAAAAGUGCAAAGAAGCUUUUAGGUUUCGGGGUUCAGUCAUAUCUAAGGUGCCUGUUGCUCUGCUUCUGAUCUCAUCUAUUUUGUUUGUCCUAAAACCUCAUUAUUGAGGUUAUAAUUCUGUGGUCAAAAUAUCUGCAUUUACCAGGAAAAUGUUGAACUAUUGAUAUUAAAUCAAACACUAUUUUUCUA
Cyprinodon tularosa is the source of this 1961-nucleotide messenger RNA. RefSeq names its product gastrula zinc finger protein XlCGF57.1-like. The transcript is spliced from 3 exons. Lineage: Eukaryota; Metazoa; Chordata; Actinopteri; Cyprinodontiformes; Cyprinodontidae. The record is from RefSeq and is a predicted model, not a curated record. Bases 199 to 1650 code for a protein of 483 amino acids.